Molecule: messenger RNA, 5911 nt
Organism: Linum trigynum
Lineage: Eukaryota; Viridiplantae; Streptophyta; Magnoliopsida; Malpighiales; Linaceae
Source: the annotation of a GenBank genome assembly
CUAAGGAGGGUGCUAAUGUUAAAUCAAUUGGGCCGGUUAAUUGGGCUCAUGAUUUUGUUUGUUAGGCUUCUCAUGUGAAGUUUACUUUGGGUCUAAUUGGCCUAAUUUAUUGGGCUCCUAAUUUCUAUUUGUUGAGCAUUUGAUGUCAUUAGCUCAGUUCUGAAUUUAAGAAUCACUCCUAAAUCCUAAUGGAUCAAUGGUGAUCAUGCUAAUCCAUCAUUCUUUUUUUCUCCCAUAAUACGAUCAAAUCAAAAGGAACGACAAUGGCAGGUCGAACCGGUAUCUUGAUAUUUAUAUCCGUUUUGUGGCAAGUCAGAUCCAUGUUGGAUAAUUUAUUAUGAAGAGCGGGUCGGGGCAGGUCAACCCAUACAUGUAUAUAGUUUAAAAGGAAACAUCAGAAAUAUUCAUUUUCAUUAAAAAAUAAUAAUUAAUAUAUAUAAAUAUAAAUCACUUUUACUGUUCACUAAGGAGGGUGCUAAUGUUAUCAAUUGGCCGGUUAAUUGGACUCAUGAUUUUGUUUGUUAGGUUUCUCAUGUGAAGUUCACUUUGGGUCUAAUUGGCCUAUUUUAUUGGCUCCUAGUUUCUAUUUGUUGAGCAUUUGAUGUAAUUAGACCAGUUCUGAAUUUAAGAAUCACUCCUAAUGGAUCAAUGGUGAUCAUGCUAAUCCAUCAUUCUUUUUCUCUCCCAUAAUACGACCAAAUCAAAAGGAACGACAAUGGGCAGGUCGGACCGGUAUCUUGAUAUCUAUAUCCGUUUUGUGGCAAGUUAGAUCCAUAUUGGAUAAUUUAUUAUGAAGAGCGGGUCAUGACAGGUCGAUCCAUACAUAUAUAUAGUUUAAAGGGAAACAUCAGAAAUAUUCAUUUUCAUUAAAAAAAUCAAUAAACUAUAACAUAAUAAAUGUUGUUAAAUUGUUCAAAAAAAUUUGAUGUUCUCGUCUAUUUAAAGCUUUAUUAUAGCUAAAUAAAACUAAAUCUGAAGUAAUUUGAGUAAAAUUACAUGUAAUUUAGGAAAAAACCGGUCAAGAAUGAAGUGGGUCAGAGCAGCGGCGGAUUCAGGGGGUGGCCACCCCGGGCCCCGGCCCAGCCCUCCCCUGGAUCCAUAGUUAAUAUAGGCCUUAUGAAUUUUUUGAUUUUAGAUAUUCGGGUCGUUGUUAUUUUAAAAUAAGAUUGGGUAUAAUUAGAAAAAUAAUUCAGAUAAACAUAUGCAAAAUCACUACUCUAAAUUUAGCUUAUAAAUUCUAACCCCAAAGGUUAUUCGUCUAAAAAAACAAUGAAACCUAAAAAUUCAAAAAGUUUAAAACGUAAAAGACUAAAACAUAUAUGAGGUUUGUUACCUUGAAAAAUUUACUAGAGCAACUGGUGGAUAUAGGGAUGGAAACACAAUGCAAAUUGAUUAGUAGAUUGAUUUGUCUAGUGUUGAUGCUGCUCGUUUCAACAGCUAAUACGAAUAGAACCUUUUCAACAACGAAACAUGUGAAAAUUGAUUUGCGCAACAAAAUGAGUGAUGGAUUUCUAGUCGAUUGCUCAAGUAUUUUAUUUGAAACAGUGUAUACUAUUGGUAUGGAUGUGGACUCCAUUAUUGAUCCAUUCGCUAAAUUAAAAUACCGUCGUGUACAAUUUACAUUGUAAAAAAAUUAUAAUUAUAUUUUUUUACUAUUCUAAUUUUCUAAUAAAAUGCGGCACAGUGCACUUCUGUGUUCUGGAUCCGCCGCUGGGUCAGAGUAGGCCAAGUUGAGGAUAGUACCCAUGUCCGUCACAUCCCGACUACGAGGCAGAUUUUACCUGCCCAAAAUAAGUUAAACAAAUUGGAUAAAAACAUGUUAGGUCAAAUUGCCAUCCUACAAACCAUAAUCAGUAAUCAGAAUACAAAAUUCCCAUUAAGAAAGACUAAUUUAGAUGACCCUACAAAAUUCUCAUUAAGGAUAAAUUUAGACGAGCAGGAUCAACAUGCAAGGUUCCCCUAUCCACUUUUUUCGAUUGUCUUCUUCCAAAUUUUCCUAUUACCCACCAAUUGUACCGAAGCAGAAUCGUAAAUGCGGCCGAUGAUCUCUUAUCUGCUUAUUCAAUUAAUUAUUAAUUAUAUAUAUAUUUGCAUUCAAGGGAGGCAAGGCCGCACAGACAAGGGAGGUUACAGAGAAGAGGAGGGUUGCGUCGCAACACCACGCUCAAAAGAAAUGCUCAUACAAUCAUCAAUAAGAAUGGGGCUAACGCCGGCGGUGGAUCAACAAGUUCAUGCAUACUCAGGGGAUACUGUGCUUCGAGAGCCAGUCUGCGACUCUAUUCCCCUCCCGAUAGCACUGUAGCACUAAUUCAAUACAAAGUUACUUACUGUGGCGGAUCCAGGAAUUCUACGUAAGGGUGUCCUCUAUAAAAAAAUAAAUUAAAUUAAAUAUUUAGAAUUAAAUUAAAUAAUUAUUAAAUUUGAAAAUAUCUAACUAAUAAAAGUUUCAUUAAAAGUUCAGACGUGUUUCGUCAAAUGAUAAAAUGCAUUCGGUGUUUAUAUUGCUCAACAAAUAUCUCUUGACAUAUCCUACUAGACAAGGAUAUCCCAUAAUUGAGUUUAAUCGGUAGGUUUUGAAAAUAACUUGAGAUAAGAAUAACAUUUUACUAUUAUAUUUGGAUCUAAAACACACUAACAAAUGAGUUGUAGUGUAAUUGAAAAUAUAUUAACUAAUAGUGGCAGUGUCCCAAAUUUAAAUCACAUAAACUACUGCUUAAAUAUUAUUUGUACCAAGACGCAAACUACUACGGGAGAUUGGAUAAUCAUUUUUCCAAAUUUUAAAGGUGUCUCACUACCACUUAAACAUUUUUUUCUCAUACGCAAACUACUAUCGUAGGUUGAAUAAUCGCGUUUCCAAAUUUUAGAGGUGUCCCGGGACACCCCUAACUAUGCAUGUAUCCGCCACUGGUUACUUAGACCAACUUCCAUAGUGUUUCAAAAUUCCAAAAAAUUGGAACUAACCAUAGAGAUCCAGACAAUCCAAAGUUCCAAUAGAUCCAUUUUUGCGGUCCAAAUUUGAACUAUAAAGAAACAAGAAGAUCCAAAAUUUAGGGAUCACCAGGGAAGGAAAUGUGCUAUUGGGUCUGAACCUCCUGAUUUGGGUUGAGUAAAUUAAGGAGAUCAAUACUAUUAUGGUAUUAGCAGUGGCAUUGCUACCUUUUCUUUUCAAAACUGCUACCAUCUCACGAUAUAAUAUAAUUAUUAUUUGAGUAAAUAUAAUUUAUUAGUUAAAUCUUUCAAAAUUUUCAAACUAUUAGUCCAACCAUUUAAAAUACAAAAUUAGCCAAACAUUUAUUAAUGUUACAAAGGUUUAGAUAUAUUGACUAAUAAAUUAUAUUAACUUCAAUGUUUUUUCUUAACCAAAUACUAAAAGUUUGGAAUGUUCAUCAUGAGCUGUCUCUUUCAACUCAAUAUUAUGUUCUCAAGUCAUCAUUACUAACAAAAUUGAUUUUUUUUGUUUGGUAAAAACUAACAGAAUUGCUAACGGCAGCUAACGAAUGACUAAUACUUUGUAUUUCAAAGAUUUGGAUAAUAAAAUAAUAAUUUUAACUAAUAAAUUAUAUUACUCUUAUUAUUUUAACGUUUUUGCUCUAACUAUAAAUGAUGAUUUUUUUACACUAUAACUAUAAAUAUUGAUUGACGUCACCCAAUAGUACAUUAUCAAAGAGAAAAUUUAAUUUAGAUAAUGUAAAUAUAAAAUUGAACGAUUGAUGCAAAUGUCAUGAGGGUCUAAGCGAUGGAUGCCGCACGUCCCUCACGACCCUCAGACCUAUCCUCAGAAUGUUCGCCGGCCCGAGCCACAGCGCUUCGCGCCUCGGGGGGCCGCGAACUUCAGCGAGCUCAAUGACUCCCUGAAGAAUGUUUUGCAGUAUGCAAGGGACAAGAGAUACCACCUCCGCUGGCCGGGCCCUAUGCGAGGGCGUCCGAACAAACGGAAAUUGGAUAGGUACUGUGAAUUCCAUCAUGAAAGGAGGCAUCACACGGGCGACUGCUACCAGGUCAAAUCAGAAAUCCAGGGGCUUGUGGAUAGGGGAAUGCUGAGCGAGUUCGUGAGAAAAGGAGAGGAUAAGGCGCAACGAACUUUCAUGGCACAGGAAGAAGAGGUGGUGGCGCCUCGAGAGAGCGCACCCGGAGAAUGGAGUUGCCUAGAGAAGGCGAAGUGUUACCCCCACCUACCUUUGAUAACGAGCGCCCCGAGCGGUGCGUUCGCAUCUCAGCCCAUACAAGCAUUGAAGCGAUCGAGUCAUUAGUCGAGUUGUCGAAGGAAUUCGCAUAUCUCUUUGCUUGGAGCGCUCGGGAGAUGUCGUGGGUGAAGCCGGAAGUUGCGAUGCGUUGCUUAUCGGUAGGGAAGGGUGUGUGCCCAGUGCAACAGAAAAGGAGGCCCUUGUCGGAGGAGAAAGAAGAGGCGUUGCGCAAGGAGGUAGGCAAGUUACUCGAUGUCGGAUUUGUGGAGGAGGCGCGGUAUACGACAUGGUUAUCCAAUGCGGUGCUAGUGCCCAAGGAGUCGGGCCACUGGAGGAUGUGCAUUGAUAAGCUGGUGGAUGCAACCGCCAACCACGAGGCGUUGAUUUUUUUGGACAUGUUUUCCGGGUAUCAUCAAAUUCUUAUGUGCGAGGAAGACCGGGAGAAAACCAUGUUCAUGACUCCCUUCGGCAACUUCCAUUACAAGGUUAUGUCGUUCGGGUUAAAGAAUGCGGGGGCAACCUACCAGCAUAUGGUAAACACCGUGUUCCAAAGGCAGACCGGGAGGAACAUGGAGGCGUAUGUGGAUGAUCUAGUGGUCAAGAGAAAGAGAAGAGAUGACCACUUGAAUGAUUUGCGCGAAACUUUCGAGACCAUGCGUGCCCAUUCUCUCCGUCUCAACCCACUGAAAUGCGUUUUCGGAGUUGAUACCGGCAAGUUCUUGGGUUUUAUGAUAACAAAGAGGGGGAUUGAGUCCAACCCAAAGCAAGUGGAGGCAAUCGGGCUCCUCGAGCCCCCAAGAGCACCAAAGGAAGUGCAAAGUUUGAACGGGCUCCUAGCGGCGUUGGGGAGAUUCAUCCCACGAUCAGCCGACAGAGGUGCUCCCUUCUUCCGGGUUCUGAAGAGGGUUGCGCGCUUCAAGUGGACGGAGGAGUGCGACGAGGCAUUCGAGCAAUUGAAGAACAUGUUGGUGGCGCCCACUGUUAUGACGGCGCCAUGGGCGGGCGAGGUGCUAUACCUCUACAUUGUAGUCUCGCGUACGGCUGUUAGUGCGGUGCUCGUUUCGAGGGUGACAACAGAUGGGGAAGAGCGCCACGUGUACUACGUAAACAAAGUAAUGACAGGUCCUGAGACGCGUUAUGCGCCCAUUGAAAAGGCAGCCUUGGCUGUUGUCGCCGCGGAAGAAAAGUUGCGCCCAUACUUUCAGGCGCACGCUGGGGUGGUGCUCACGAACCUGCCAUUAAAGAGCACGCUGGGGUCCAUGGAUGUGGCGGGGCGCAUGGUGAAGUAGGCGGUUGGCACGCUACGACACAACACCUAAUAAUGGCCAAGUGUAACCAAUGAAAGGGACUACAGUAUAGUGGCACAAGUAAUAAAUAUCGAAUCCACGGGUCUCUAGAGUUACUAUUACUCAGCUUCAGUUCAUUAUCUAGCAAACUAGAUUAAGGAUUUAUUUGUAAACUACUCUACUGACUACUCUACUAAUUACAAGUUGGGAACUCACUUAGGUAUGAUUCCCCCUAGCUCCUCAAUUAGGUCCAAGUUGCAAUUACUUUUGGUUGAUCUACUGUUGAUUAAACUGCGGAAGAUCCUAAAUUAGCUUGGAAUCUCUUAAGCUGACCAAGCCCUCUUAGACAGAAUACCCGGCAGGCGACUAGCCUUCACUGGGAUAGACUGAUAAGGCGAUUCACACUGAUCUCCACUACUGGAAUGAAUUCGCGUACAAAGC